AUAAUGAUAGGUGAAGGUGUCGCUUUAAAUAACGUAUUAGUAACAUUUAAUGCCAUAUAUACAGCUUUAAAUUUUGGCGGUUUGAUUUAUUUAUUGCUUUAUAGAUAGACUUUCCAUGUAUAGUUCUACCUGACCGAAAUGUCGUUUGACCGGUUUUCUUGCUUACACUUGUGGCCUGUAUAGUCCGCACUCCGCAAAAUCACUCCCACAAGCCGGUUCGUUUGCUCACACAGUUUUAAAAUAAAUAUUUUAACCUUUACGCGAUACAAUAACAUUGUUUACGUUUUCUUGAUAACGGAAUAAAAAAGUGAAUAUAAAAUACAAUUCGCAAUUAUAUGCUGUGUAAAAAAGUGCGUUUGUUUACUUGAGUUAAUAUAUAUCAGUGACUAUAAUUUAACCGUAAAAAAAUAUUUACGACUAAAAUAAUAAUGAUGCACUAUAGACCUACCAGUUUGGAAUCUUUGCCGAAGCAAUUUGUUUCAGCAAUGAGAACCCUUUUUGAUAUCAUGGAUGAUAAACAAACUGGUUAUGUUAAAUUAACAGAUAUCGAAAAUCGAUGGCGUGAUGACCGUACCAAGGGUCUUCCUAGAGGUGUUAUUGAAAGUCUUCAAAAGGUAGCAUCCCAUGAUGGCUUACUAACAUUUGAAAGUUUUUGCACAGGUUUAAAAAUAUGCCUAUUACAAAAUCAUGCACAAAACGCAAAGGUUAACGCUAUCAAUGCGGAUGUCGAUAAUUCUGUUAUUCGCAAUCAAAUAUCUCAGAUGAGCCGACCACCUUCGGCACCUUUAAUUGAUAUAGAUAAUGAUAAUGACAGAGAUACGAAUUGGAAUUUAAUGAGAGUUCCUACGAAUUCCAAUCAACGUAGAACAAACAGUAUGCCCCAAUUAAUAGAAGACAAAGAUUAUUUGAAUAAAGAAAAGGAUCCCAUACCAAAAUUGCUUCAAAAUGACAAUGAAAAAUCUGUUUCUAAGCCAAAUGCGUCUCAGGGUCUUAGUGUUUACGGACCUCCGAAGCCUCCUCGAUUGGAGAAAAAUGCGAGUGAUAGGAAAGAUGUUUCCAGAAUAGUUUAUAAAACAGAUGAUAUGUUCUUAGAGAGUAAUAAUAUGGGCAAUAGUAAGUUGGAUUUCCAAGAUUGUAUGUCUCAGUCAUUAUUAGACGGACAAGGUCGGGGUCUCGGCGAUGGUCGUUCAGCUAUUGGAACGCAGACGACUUUACGAAAAGCGUCACGGCGAAGGGAGCCCCGUCGCCACACCUUACACAACGGUGUUGAUUAUAAUCUUAUAAAAAGGAUGAAACAAAUUGAACAAGAAAAAGAUGUAUUGUUGCAAGGCCUCAGUGCAGUAGAAGAAGCUAGAGAAUGGUAUCUCAAACAACUAGCCGAAGUUCAAGACAAAAUGCGAUAUGCUGGCAGGAUGGGAGCUUACAUUGAACCUUGGAAUGAAGCCCACCAAGAACGAAUUGAACUGUUAAAGGCAAGAGUAUUGGAAUUAAACCGCCAGCUAGGUGCUUUAGCAGCAGGGUGGCGUCAUGGGCCUUUAUCCCUACACAUGAAUCUCGCCCUACCCACAACAAUGAACACAAUGACCGCUGCACCAAAUAAUGCAAAUGUUCUACGAUCUCAAAAUAGAAUGCUAGCAGAGGAGGUGAAUCGCAAAAAUGAAAGAAUUACUGUUUUAGAGAGAGAAAAAUCAGCCCUAAUUAGAGAACUAUUGCUGCAACGUAACAGAACAAAGCUUAUGGAGAGUUUUUCAUAGAAGAAUUAUUUCAUUAGGGAUGCUGUGCCAUACUAUAUAAUAUAUUUAGAAUAACCAUUAAUGCAUUAUUUUAACAUUACAUAUAUCAUUUGUAAAUUAAAGUCAUAUGAUGGCAAAGUUUAUAUUUAAUAUAUAUGUAU
Molecule: messenger RNA, 1894 nt
Organism: Danaus plexippus (monarch butterfly)
Lineage: Eukaryota; Metazoa; Arthropoda; Insecta; Lepidoptera; Nymphalidae
Product: suppressor APC domain-containing protein 2
Exons: 3
Coding region: 429-1754 (441 amino acids)
Source: RefSeq, a predicted model, not a curated record